AUGUUGCGCUGCAAGCCCUCCAAUGCCAGCGAGAAGGAACCCACGCAGAAGAAGAAGCUCCCCAAUGUAGCAGGCCCGUUUCCUCUGCAGUUGGGGCUGCUCCCAUGUGCACCCCAGCCAAACUUCUCGCAACUUCCUGCCUCCUCUCCCCUGCAGGGAGACACUUUGGAGGAGGGCUCAGCCUCCCCGACAUCUCCAGACUGCAGCCUGGAUAGCCCGGGCCCCGAGAAGAUGGCACUGGCCUUUUCCAAGCAGGAGGAGCCUGAGCUCCGGUCACUCAGCCAUCAGGCAUCCACAGGCAGUGAGCUCUGCAGCCCCAGUCCAGGCUCUGGCAGCUUUGGGGAGGAACCACCUGCCCCCCAGUACACAGGGCCCUUCUGUGGCCAGGCACGAGUCCACACUGAUUUCACCCCCAGCCCUCAUGACCACGACUCACUGAAACUACAGAAAGUAGAUGUGAUCCAGAUCAUUGAAAAGCCACCUGUAGGUACAUGGCUGGGCCUGCUCAAGGGCAGGCUGGGCUCUUUCAAAUUCAUCUAUGUGGAUGUGCUGCCCGAGGAGGCUGUGGGGCCUGCCUGCCCAAGCCGCCGACAGAGCAAGGGCAAGAGGCCCAAGCCAAAGACUUUGCAUGAGCUGCUGGAGCGCAUUGGCCUGGAGGAGCACACAUCCACCCUGCUGCUCAAUGACUACCAGACACUGGAGGACUUCAAAGAGCUGCGGGAAACACACCUCAAUGAGCUGAACAUGGACCCACAGCACCGGGCCAAGCUGCUCAUGGCGGCCGAGCUGCUGCUGGACUACGACACUGGCAGUGAGGAGGCAGAACAGGGUGCUGAGAGCAGCCAGGAGCCAGUGAUGCAUACAGUGUCAGAACCCAAGGUGGACAUCCCAUGCAACUCAGGCUGCUUCGAGGGCUCAGAGAGUGGGCAUGAUGAGGCAGAGCUGGCAAGCACCGAGGAGCAGCUGCAGGGCCUUUCCCUGGCUGGGGCACCUUGAGGCGAAGGUGGCAGUGCAGGCAGAGGCUGGGCCCGAGCUGCAAGCACCAAGGAGAUGUGGUGCUUCCCAAGGGGUGCUAGGGCCACAGAAGCCCAGCUGGCCCCAACAGGAUCACUUGGAGUGGAUGAGCAGCCACCUUGAGGGCACAUCCCACCUGCCUGGACCCCUCUCUCCACCAGCUACUGACAGCACAGCCCCUCCAGGCACUGCCCAACCCCUGGAAAGCAGGGUAUCAAGGGGCCACCCAGCUCAUGGCCCUCCCCCUGAAGGCCCCCCAGAUCCUCUUGGCCCCCACACCACCCUCCCCUGUUGCACUGCACCUGAAAAGGGGGCUAAGUCAGUGCUUCAGGUCAGUCUCAAAACCUUAGGGAAGCGGUCUGUUUAAAAGCACCCUAAUUUAGCAUGGGUAAAUCAGAUCUCCCUAAAUAAGGUUUGAAGACAGCCACAAGUACUUUACUCACUUUCUUUCUCCUUAACUUUCUUCGAAGUUUUGUCACUAAAUCACUAUGUGGCCUGAGCCAAAUGCUGUCCCAUCUCUGGGUUUAGGACUGAUGGGCCUUGCCAGCUCUGACAUUCUGUAACGUUAAAGAUCUGCUCUCCUGUUCCCUGUAACUCAGGACACCAGUGGGUUUUAUUGAGGGGCUGGAGGAGCCUCUGGUGCCCAAAUGAAAUGGUUCUUCCUGCUCAUUCAUCCCCUACCUCCCCAUGUAACUGAGGCCAAGCUGCAACUUCUCCCAGCUUGAAACGAUGCUCAUACCUCAUACUGUGUCUCCCCUCCCCUUCCACUCUUGACUCCCUCAAACAAGACUCCCCCAAGGCUGAUAGCAGAUGGUCAGAUCUGGCUUCCAAGACAGAGAUGCCCUCUGCUCCUCAGGACCACAUGGAAGCCAAAUGUAGGUCUCAGCCCAGACUUGGACACUUGUGUGGGUCCUUACAAGCAAAUAAAUCACCAAGCUUGACAUUGGAGAGCCCACUACUCCAAUUCUGUUUUACUAAAGGUGUUGGUGUACCUUGAGUUCCAAAAGGGGAGGGAGAGUAUCUGUUGGUGGGGGCCUCCCUUGACCCCAAUACCAAGUCUGUGCCCUGAAUCCCCAAAAUAGCCCUUUUCUGGUGCCCAACCUGCCUGGGGACAAACAGUGCCCACUACAUCUAGGGCUGCCUGCUUGGUGGACAUGCUUCUCAACCUAUUACCAGGAACUUUGGUCAAAGCUCGCUUUGGGAGAGGGAUUGGUUGUAAAUAUGAGGGGAUGGAGGGAGAUAGGUUAGUAGUAAUAAAGUACACAAGUAGAACUAAA
Molecule: messenger RNA, 2291 nt
Organism: Choloepus didactylus (southern two-toed sloth)
Lineage: Eukaryota; Metazoa; Chordata; Mammalia; Pilosa; Megalonychidae
Gene: SASH3
Product: SAM and SH3 domain containing 3
Biological process (GO): positive regulation of adaptive immune response; positive regulation of immunoglobulin production; positive regulation of B cell proliferation
Cellular component (GO): nucleus; cytoplasm
Molecular function (GO): protein binding
Source: RefSeq, a predicted model, not a curated record